Messenger RNA from Postia placenta MAD-698-R-SB12, 801 nucleotides. RefSeq lists its product as hypothetical. NCBI's taxonomy places the organism in Eukaryota, Fungi, Basidiomycota, Agaricomycetes, Polyporales, Adustoporiaceae. The transcript has 6 exons. Gene Ontology annotation, molecular function: oxidoreductase activity. The coding region runs from base 1 to 801 and encodes 266 amino acids. The record is from RefSeq and is a predicted model, not a curated record.
AUGCCUAACAUCACCGACUCUAAGUGUGUUCUGGUUAUCGGCGCGACCUCUGGAAUUGGACGCGCUCUUGCACUCGCCAUUCAUGACCUGCCUUCCAAGCCUACUGUGAUCGCCGCGGGCAGACGGCAGGAGAGGCUCGACGAGCUCGCUAAAUCGAGCGACCGCCUCAAGCCCCUCAAGUUCGACGUGAACGGCGACCGCGAUGCGCUCAAGCGUUCAGUCGACGACGCCAUUGCCAAGUUCCCCAACCUUGAUGCUGUGCUAUUUGUCUCUGGCAUCCAGCACAUCUUCGACUUUAAGAAGCCAGAUGAAGUCGACCUUGACAAGCUCGAGACUGAACUGAACACCAACUACACUUCGAUCGUGCGAAUGACCAGGUUCUUCAUUCCUCACUUCUUGAAGCUUGGUGCCGAGGGACGCCCCUCCUUCCUCGUCACAGUCACCUCCGGUCUGGCCAUUAUUCCUGGACCAUGGGUCCCGAACUACUGCGCUACAAAGGCCGCCCUUCACAGCUUCUCCCUUUCGUUGAGCCUCCAGCUCAAGGAUACUAACAUCAAAGUUAUGGAGGUCUUCCCUCCUCUGGUUGAGUCGGAGCUUCAUGACCACCAAGGCACAACCCCCAAGCUCGCCAAGUUCUGGUUGCCUCUCGACGAGUUCACGAAGCAAGCCAUGGAGGGCCUCAAGCGUGGAGAUGUCGAGAUCCCCGUCGGCUCGGCCCUUGGUCAGUGGAACAAGUUUGAGAAGGGCAAACUCGAGGCUUCGGCUCAGGCGCUUGCAUUGUUGAGCGCGAGUGCCCAGUAA